Messenger RNA from Cygnus olor (mute swan), 2630 nucleotides. RefSeq lists its product as uncharacterized. The transcript has 7 exons. Bases 213 to 2630 code for a protein of 805 amino acids. Gene Ontology annotation, molecular function: tRNA binding; nucleotidyltransferase activity; double-stranded RNA binding. Lineage: Eukaryota; Metazoa; Chordata; Aves; Anseriformes; Anatidae. Gene Ontology annotation, cellular component: cytoplasm; membrane. The record is from RefSeq and is a predicted model, not a curated record. Gene Ontology annotation, biological process: regulation of translational fidelity.
GAAUGGAGCCUUUGUCCAGGGCGAUGAGGAGGGAGGCUCGGUGGAAACACCUGAGCCUGUCACCAGCUUCUCCCUCUUGGAGCAAGGUCAUGGCUCUGGACGCUGGCUGAGCGCCCGAGCCAGAGGAGCUCUGGUCUAGACUCAGACACGCGUGGAGAGACGGUGAGGUUGUGGGGGCAACCGCUGACACCCUUGUUUUGUCUGGAAGGGCCAUGGUGAGCACGGCGGGUUUCGCGGCCGUCUUCUACAGCGAGCCGGCCGUGCUGGGCCUCCUCGCGAAUGUUGUCAGCGCCUUCCUCCUCUGUCUGCAGAAUUUCACCACGGCGCAUACGGGCCUCGGGCCGCAGGGAGUGCAGGAUGUCCUUGCAGGUGUCCACCUCAUCCUGAUCGGAGGUUUUGUCCAGCUCCUGGCAGGAUUUCUUGCCUUCAGGAAGUACGACCACCUUGGAGGCGCAGCCUUUCUCACCUUCUCUGCUCUGUGGAGCAGCUAUGGGGCCACACGCAUCAUCUCAGCCGCAUACCCCCCCUUGCAGAACACAACACUGCCCUCGGGGAAUGCCAGCCACCUCCUGCCUGCCGGCACGGCCCUCACCUCCACCAGCCAAAGUGCCGUGGCAGGGCUGGUGGCCUACAUUUCCAUUUCCUUUAUCCUCUCCUUCUGCUCAGCCACAGUCAACUACAUCAUGCCCUUCAUAUUUGGGGCCAUCGCACUUGCCCUGGUGUUUGAAGCCGUUGCACUGUUUGGCCAGUGGGCCCUGGUAGUGUCAGGGGUCAUUGAGCUUGUCAUUGUCCUCUGCGGGCUUUAUGGUGCAGUGGCCCUCCUGCUGAAGGGCAUCACACAACGGUACAUCCUUCCAGGCUUUGGGCAUCCCCUCUUCAAUGUCUUGCUACUGGGGUCAGCACAGAAGAGCUCUUCCAAGGCCAUUGGGGAAGAGAAGAAAAAGAACACAAAGUAUGCCGAGCCAAUGGCCCUAGGCAACAUCUGUGAUACUGUCUCUCCUUUUAUAUUUGCUUUUUACUCCUUCGGGUACAUGAAGACCUUCUGUGUUGGAGCAGCAUGGAUUUCCAUCAUCUCCAGCUGCCAACUGCUGUCCAGCUUCUACAGCUACCUGAGAGGUGAUGUCUACUACACCACCAAGUUUGGUGUCCACAGCCUGUACUGGCUGGUGAUGUCUUGGGAAGAGUUCAUACUCACUGUCCUCCUUGGGCCAGGCAAGGCUCAGGAGAGCAGGCUGGGAAUGUUUGGAGGGUGGUUCUUCUUGGCUGUUGCCUGCAUGCUGUUUCUGAUGUCAACCCACAAAGAUACCCUGGAGAUGUUGCAAAAUGCCUCUUUCAUCAUCCUCAUGUGCGCCUCCAUCCAUCAGAUCCCAGUGCCAGGUGCUUACCUGUUCCUCGGGGCUGCCUGCAGCCUCUGCACUGCUCUCUCGUUGUACGCCACUUUUGCCAGCCUUAUCAACUCCAUCGGGGAGAAGGCUCUGAUUCCAAUUGGCUCCCAAGCUAUGUCCAGCUCAGCUCUUCAAACCACACUGAUGGCUGCCAAAAGCUUCUUCACAAGGUCCAAGAACUUGCCAAGCAGCACCAGAGCCGAAGUGCCAGAUGCCUUGUUCUACAUCUGCAAUGGCCUGGCAGCAGUCUCUGCCAUCCAGGCUACUUUCAGUGACUCCAGCAGACAGCAACUCUCCAUACCUUCCGUGCUCAUCCCAGGAGCCAUAAUGCAGCUGUAUGUCUGCAGGAUCCAGGUGCAAGGAGGCAGAAGGUUUGGUUGCAUUCUCCCGUUCUGCUAUGCUGCCUUUUGGGGAGCAUGGACCUGGCUUCGGUUUGCAGGCCACUUGAUGAACAUUGGUGCGGGGAACAGUGAAGGAUUCACUGCUGGUGCGAUUGCCUUUUUGGUGCUCAAUGCUUUUUUAAUGAUUUUAGCUUCCUCUUUAAACGUUGUGCUUCUCUGCAUGACUGCUGCAAUGGAGCUCUUGGCCAUUUGUUUUCUGCUCUUUACAUUGGAGAACCUCCCUCUGCCAUUUGAAAUUGUGAUGUUAAGCAUCUUCAGCAUCAUCUGCUUCUAUGGAGCAACAGCAUCACUGGCAAAUAGCAUGUUUGGGAAGGAUCUCAUGAUGAUGGGGCCCCCUCUGUUCACAGCUGAGAGCUCUAAGAAGGACACUGAAGGUCCUCCACCCUGCAUCUGCCCCAAGUCUCACUGUACAAGUGGCCUGAGGGCCAUUGCUGACUUGCUGAACACAGGGGCGGUGUGUGGGGUCCCGACAGACACCGUGUAUGCUUUGGCAGCCUCCUGCAGACACCCUCAAGCCAUUGAGAAGGUCUACAGAAUCAAGGACAGGCCUCAAGAGAAGCCCAUCUGCAUCUUUAUCUCAAACCUGGACCAGUUGCGAGCAGCUGCUCCUCCCAUCAGCCCGCUGCUUUGGGAAUUCAUGGAAAAUGUUUACCCUGGUGGCAUUGGCUGCAUUAUCAAGAAAGGAGAGUGGCUAAAGAAGUUAGGUGAGGAGAACAGGACAUCCCUCCUCUCCCUCUUUCAUGUUUUCAGCACAGCAGGCAUGAAAUCCUUUGGGAUGUCAAGGGGGAGAGCUUCUGUUCAUUUUAUUCUGAGAAAGCAUCUUUGGAGCUCUUACAUGUCUUAG